GUCAUUGAUGCAUUGUUUAGAAUUUACUAUAUUAUAGGAAUGCUAUUCUAAUAAAUAUGCUCAGUCUAAAAUAUUUUCAAAACAACUGAUGUAUAUGGAGGUCCAAAUCGAUGAAUAUAUGUUACAAACAAAAACAACUCGAUGAAUUUAGUAGAUCUUUUUAGGAGGAUCCAAUGACUAUAGAUAUGACCUAUCCAAUUUUUAUAUUAUAACUAUUUUUGUUAUUUCCUGAUAAUUGAUUAUUGAUAAAUUCAAGUUUCUUCCGAAAAUAGUUAAGGGGUAGGUCUUGAGUCAUUCACACACUAAAGUAACACAGAGAAUUAAUAAGCUUCAUAAAGAAGAAAACAUAUAAGAUACAUAAUCCUGGUGUUCAAAAAAAAAGAUACAUGAUCCUAUGUGUUAUCUGAUGAAGCAUAUGUACAUUCGUGUGUGCGUGAGCAAGUUCAAACCUUUGUUCAAAAAAAAAAAAACUCAUUAUGUUUAAGUCAUUUUGGCAUACGCCAUUAUACUUUGCUUGUGAAUAUGAAACUCUCUCUUAACGAAGAUAAAACAAAACAAUACAACUGGAUCAACAUCUAUCUACUAGCCUACUAGGUAAGCUAUUUCCACUAUUGGAUCGGUUACGGAAAAUAGUUGACGCCACCAAACCAUCGUCUGACACUAGUUUUACGAGUAAAAGAGCACGUACAUUAAAUGCAUAUCUCAUAGUAUCCAAUGUUAUUCAUUACUAAAUUCGUGGCAUGUAUCAAUAAGUUGUACCACGACGUUUGUAAUAAACGACACGGAGAAUUAAACCGGCGAAAACACUAACGUCAUCCGAAAGCAGCCGGUUCUGGUCUCCACGCGUGUAGCGGCAGGUUUGCACGUGUCGUCCAAUGUGAACGAUAAAGUAAAGAUAUUAAAGGGUAGUUUAGUAAAAAAGACGAACAUGCCAAGUAAUAACGUUUCCGCUUCUGCAUUAACACUCGUCACCUUUAUAAUUCCAAGAUACAGAGAGAGAUCUUUUAUUCUGUAACCUUAAAUGAAAAUAUUCAAACAAAUUUAAUAGAGAAUCAUCAAUAUUUUGAAUUAAAGAGAAUUAGCAAGUAAAUUAAUUCAUUAGAAUACACGGGGAUAAUCACACUCUGAGAGAGGAAGCAAAUCGGUUUUUUCAACAUUCCGAUGAUGGAAGAGACGGCGGAGAUCGUCGGAAAAAGUAGUUUGCAUAAGAACGUCCACAAUCACAACCGUUACAGAUACCUCUCCAGUUACGGUGGAAGCUCCUCCGUACGGCGUUUUCUCUUCUUCGUCUCCUGCUUUGGUCUAUACGCUUUGGUGGCCUUAACGUACGCGUGGCUCGCGUUUCCACCGCAUAUAGGACGUACAUAUCAUGUCUCGUCGUCUUCGCUAGGUUGCAGAGAGGACAAUGAGGGUUCAUGGUCUGUUGGCGUUUACUAUGGCGAUUCUCCAUUCACACUUAAACCUAUUGAAACUGUUAAUGUAUGGAGGAACGAGAGUGCAGCAUGGCCUGUGGCUAACCCUGUUUUAACAUGUGCCUCUUUGACCAAUUCUGGUUUCCCAAGCAACUUUAUAGCUGACCCCUUUCUCUAUGUUCAGGGUGAUACUCUUUACCUCUUCUUUGAAAACAAAAACCCAAUUACACUGCAAGGCGACAUAGGAGUUGCGGAAAGUACUGACAAAGGAGCAACGUGGAAGCCUCUUGGUAUAGCUUUGGACGAGCCUUGGCACUUGUCUUUCCCAUUUGUCUUCAACUUCAACGGACAAAUAUACAUGAUGCCGGAGAGCAGCCAGAUAGGAGAGCUUCGUCUCUACCGUGCUAUCAACUUCCCUUUAACUUGGAAACUGGAGAAAGUCAUUUUACAAAAGCCUCUUGUCGAUACAACCAUAAUCCACCACCAAGGAAACUACUGGCUACUCGGAUCAGAUCACAGUAGCUUCGGAGCCAAGAAGAAUGGCCAGCUAGAAAUUUGGUACAGCACCACUCCUCUCGGCCCAUGGAAACAACACAAGAACAAUCCAAUCUACAACGGGAAAAGAAACGUCGGGGCAAGAAACGGAGGCAGAGGGUUCUUACACGAUGGGAAUCUCUACCGUGUUGGUCAAGAUUGCGGCGAGAAUUACGGGAAAAGGAUACGCAUGUUCAAAAUAGAGACUCUCUCCAAGGAAGAGUAUAUAGAAGUCGAAGUACCCUUCGAUUUAGAAGUCCCCCGUAAAGGUAAAAACUCUUGGAACGGGCUUAGGCAUCAUCAUUUCGAAGUGAGACAGCUAAGUUCCGGUGGAUACGUUGGUCUUGUUGACGGUGACCGUGUAACUUCAGGAGAUCUAUUUCAUAGGGUUCUACUCGGAUACACCUCUCUCGCAGGUGCUAUUACAUUGGUAGUGUUACUCGGGUUUUUGCUUGGGGUUGUGAACUGCAUUGUCCCAUCGACAUGGUGUAUGAACUACUACGCUGGGAAAAGAACCGAUGCGCUCUUCAAUCUAGAAACUGAUGGUUUCUUCUCGGGGAAGCUAAGACGGAUGUGUUCUCGGUUAAACCGAGUACCACCGUUUCUUAGAGGACUCGUGAAGCCUAGCUCGGCCUUAGGAAGAUUAUCACUUGCGUUGAUACUUCUCGUAGGAGUCGUUCUCUCAUGUCUAGGCGUCAGUUACAUAUACGGUGGAAGCGGAGCUGUUCAGCCUUACACUUUCAAAGGCCAUGCAUCUCAGUUCACGUUAGCAACUAUGACUUACGACGCACGUCUCUGGAACCUCAAAAUGUACGUUAAGCAUUACUCACGAUGUGCUUCUGUUAAAGAGAUCGUUGUCAUAUGGAACAAAGGGCAUCCUCCUGACCCCACCGAGCUAGACUCCGCCGUGCCGGUUAGGAUCCGAGUCGAGAAAAGGAACUCUCUCAACAACAGGUUCAGUAUCGACCCGUUGAUUACAACCAGAGCCGUUCUGGAGCUCGACGAUGAUAUAAUGAUGUCUUGCGAUGAGAUCGAAAAGGGGUUUAGAGUCUGGCGCGAGCAUCCGGAGAGACUGGUGGGAUUCUACCCGCGUUACGUUGACCAGAGCAUGACUUAUAACGCGGAGAAAUUCGCGAGGAGUCAUAAAGGGUACAAUAUGAUUUUAACGGGAGCGGCGUUUAUGGACGUUGGUUUCGCGUUUGGGUUGUACCAGUCGGAGAGGGCGAGGCUUGGUCGGGAGUUCGUGGACGAGCAGUUUAACUGCGAAGACGUUCUGUUGAACUUCUUGUACGCGAACGCGAGUGGUUCGGCGAAGGCGGUGGAGUAUGUGAGGCCGUCUGCUUUGGUUCUUGAUACUUCGAAGUUCUCCGGUGUGGCGAUUAGUGGGAACACGGAUCAGCAUUACAGGAAGAGAAGCGAGUGUGUGCGGAGAUUCUCGGAGUUGUACGGGAGCUUGUCUGAUCGGAGGUGGGAGUUCGGUGGGAGGAAAGAUGGGUGGGAUUUGUAGAAAGAGGGAGUUGUUACUUGUAGGGCAAGUAAGUAGUUUUUUUCUUUCAAAUAAUGGUGGAUUUUGUAGCCCUUUGUUCUAUGAUGUUAACUUUAGCCUCUCUAUUUCUCAUAUUGUCGUGUUAUUAGAUGUUUAGAAGUUGUUGUAGGGAAAUAGAGAGAGGUAUGGAAUAUUGGGAAUAUCGUGUUUAUGAGGAAUGAAGAAAGCUUCUGCGUUCACUA
Molecule: messenger RNA, 3674 nt
Organism: Brassica rapa (field mustard)
Lineage: Eukaryota; Viridiplantae; Streptophyta; Magnoliopsida; Brassicales; Brassicaceae
Product: glucosamine inositolphosphorylceramide transferase 1
Cellular component (GO): membrane
Molecular function (GO): glycosyltransferase activity
Source: RefSeq, a predicted model, not a curated record